Rhodamnia argentea is the source of this 1508-nucleotide messenger RNA. Its product is annotated as protein RETICULATA-RELATED 3, chloroplastic. NCBI's taxonomy places the organism in Eukaryota, Viridiplantae, Streptophyta, Magnoliopsida, Myrtales, Myrtaceae. Bases 293 to 1390 code for a protein of 365 amino acids. The transcript is spliced from 2 exons. The record is from RefSeq and is a predicted model, not a curated record.
UCUCUCUCUCUCUCUCUCUCUCACACACUCCCUCCGUGGUCGCUUCUCUAAACACUCCCAUUUCCCACAAGCGGCCAACGUUAAGAUCCUUGAUCCACCACCGCUAAGACCGGACUGACCCCCCCAUUCAAUCCAUAGACCCGUAUCUGUCGACACUGCAGUCCUCGCGGGCCGCGUUGAUCCGUUUCUUCGCAGCAGCCUCUCUGCUUCUUCUUGCAUACCCACUUCAGAAGUGGGUGGUAGGUGAGGUUGGUGAGGAAGCUAUUUUGUUCUAGAGGUUAAAGACCGAAACAUGGCUGCUCUGUCUCAACUGCGUUACAACCCACUUGGCGGCCGGCACUACAGUUUCUUCGCCAAUAACCGCCAUCGGAUAAACAACAACCCGUCUGCGGUUGCCUUCUCACCUUCCUCAUCCUCCCUCAAUAGUCAAAACCAGUCCUUUCUCCUUCCAGAGAUAAAGCCUGUCCCAGCCAGAUUGCAUGCGAAGUUUGAUUUUUCAUGUGGUGGAGGAGGUGGCAAUGGUGGGGUUGGCAAUGGAAGCAGCGGCAGCGGCGGCAGUGGUGGGUGGAGUGGGAGUGGGGAUGGCAGUUCUGAUGAGUCGAAGGGUGUGGGAAUUUUGGGCCUUUUCCUCAAUGGGUGGAGAUCCAGAGUUGCUGCAGAUCCCCAAUUUCCAUUCAAGGUCUUGAUGGAGGAAAUAGUAGGGGUCAGUGCAUGUGUUCUGGGAGAUAUGGCUUCUCGCCCCAAUUUCGGGCUAAAUGAGCUCGAUUUCGUGUUCUCCACUCUCGUUGUUGGAUGCAUACUGAAUUUCACUCUUAUGUACCUCUUAGCGCCCACUGCAUCUGUAGCAUCGUCCAGUCUCCCUGCCAUUUUUGCUAGUUGCCCGAAGAGUCACAUGUUUGAAGCCGGCGCUUAUGGCAUGGUUGAAAGAUUUGGGACUUUUGUGUACAAAGGAAUGGUUUUUGCCGCGGUCGGGUUUGCUGCUGGCCUCGUAGGGACAGCUCUCUCGAAUGGCUUGAUCAAGAUGAGGAAGAAGAUGGACCCCAAUUUCGAGACACCGAAUAAGCCUCCCCCGACCAUCCUGAAUGCAGCCACAUGGGCAAUUCACAUGGGUUUGAGCAGCAAUUUCAGAUACCAAACUCUGAAUGGCAUCGAGUUCUUGCUGGAGAAGUGGCUUCCCGCGCUGGCCUUCAAGACAUCUGUAGUGGCUCUGAGGUGCGCAAACAACGUGCUUGGUGGGAUGACGUUUGUGAUAUUGGCAAGGUUGACAGGAUCACAGAGUGUCGAGGAAGGGAAGCCUGGCAAAGUCGAAGACGGGUUGGUUUCAGAGAAGGCGAAGUUAGUUGAUGGGGAAGGUAAGGAUGUCCAGGGCAAUGAGAACAGUUGCAAGUGAUGUAGGUUUAAUUAUGUCCAGGUUGCUCUUUCGAAGUUCUCUAUAACCGUAGGCCUUUUCUGCUCAUAGCUUUGAUCAAAGGCUGCAAUAAAGUUUGAAGAGGUGGGUGUUACUUGGU